CGCACCCCGUCCCACAGCCGGCUCCAGCCGCUCCGCAAGCCCUUGUGCACCCGCCGCCGCCUGCAGCAGGAGGAGCAGAGGUGGGACGAGGAGGAGGAGGAAGGCAGCAGCCCGCCCGCAGCGGGGCACGCACGUGUGCGCGCAGACCUCGACGGCCGCCCUCCAGCAUGCUGCUCGGAGCCGCGCAGGGCAGAGCGCCGGAGAGGAGCUGAUCGCUGCCGCGGGAGAAGAGCAGAGGGGAGCAAGAGCGGCUCCGCGGAAUCAUCCGUGCUCCCCUCCCGUCCGACCCCCACGCACUCCGCCGAGGGAGCGGCGGUCCCGCAGCAUGGGCGGCCGCAGCCCCCUCGCUGCCGCCGGGCCCCGCGGCGCCGCUGUCCUGGUGCUGCUGCUGUGGCGCCUCGCUCUCUGCCUCGCCGUGGAGGGAAAGAAAGUUUGUCAAGGAACAAAUAACAAGCUGACCCAGCUGGGACAUGUGGAAGACCAUUUCACCAGCCUGCAGAGGAUGUACAACAAUUGUGAGGUGGUACUCAGCAACCUGGAGAUUACAUAUGUGGAGCACAAUCGUGACCUCUCUUUCCUGAAGACAAUACAGGAGGUUGCAGGCUAUGUGCUCAUCGCCCUUAACAUGGUGGAUGUCAUUCCCCUCGAAAACCUUCAGAUCAUCCGAGGCAAUGUGCUGUAUGACAACUCUUACGCCCUGGCUGUUUUAUCCAACUACCACAUGAAUAAAACACAGGGACUCCGACAGUUGCCAAUGAAGCGGCUUUCAGAAAUUCUCAAUGGAGGUGUUAAAAUCAGCAACAACCCCAAACUGUGCAACAUGGAUACUGUUCUUUGGAAUGACAUCAUUGACACAAGCAAGAAACCUCCCACAGUGCUUGAAUUUGCAAGCAACCUGUCUUCUUGUCCCAAAUGCCAUCAGAACUGCACAGAAGACCACUGCUGGGGUCCUGGUGAACAAAACUGCCAGACAUUAACAAAAGUCAUCUGUGCUCAGCAGUGCUCCGGUCGGUGCAGGGGAAAGGUGCCCAGCGACUGCUGCCACAACCAGUGUGCCGCAGGGUGCACGGGGCCUCGGGAGAGUGACUGCCUGGCAUGUCGCAAGUUUCGGGAUGAUGCUACAUGCAAGGAUACAUGUCCCCCAUUGGUCUUGUAUAACCCCACCACUUACCAGAUGGAUGUGAACCCUGAAGGAAAAUACAGCUUUGGAGCCACUUGUGUGAAGGAAUGUCCACACAACUACGUGGUAACAGACCACGGCUCCUGUGUUCGCUCGUGCAACGCUGAUACUUACGAAGUGGAAGAAAAUGGUGUUCGGAAGUGUAAAAAGUGUGAUGGGCUAUGCAGCAAAGUGUGCAAUGGCAUUGGAAUAGGUGAACUUAAAGGGAUCCUCUCCAUAAAUGCCACAAAUAUCGACUCCUUCAAAAACUGCACCAAGAUCAAUGGGGAUGUCAGCAUUCUCCCAGUUGCAUUUCUAGGUGAUGCCUUCACGAAGACGCUACCUUUGGAUCCCAAGAAAUUGGAUGUCUUCAAAACAGUUAAAGAAAUAUCAGGAUUUUUGUUAAUUCAAGCCUGGCCUGAGAAUGCUACUGAUCUCUAUGCUUUCGAAAAUCUGGAGAUUAUACGAGGCAGAACAAAGCAGCAUGGCCAGUAUUCCCUUGCCGUUGUUAAUUUGAAAAUACAGUCCCUAGGGCUGCGCUCCCUCAAGGAAAUAAGUGAUGGAGAUGUUGCCAUUAUGAAGAACAAGAACCUCUGCUAUGCUGACACCAUGGACUGGCACAGCCUGUUUGCAACUGAGAGCCAGAAAACGAAGAUUUUACAGAAUAGAGAUAAAAAUGAGUGUGCUGCUGCCAAGCAUGUUUGUGACCCCCUGUGCUCAGACAUAGGCUGCUGGGGCCCAGGGCCCUUCCACUGCUUCUCCUGCAGGUUUUUUGAUCGUCAGAAGGAAUGUGUUAAACAGUGCAACAUCCUGCAAGGGGAGCCAAGAGAGUUUGAAAAGAACUCCAAGUGCCUCCCAUGCCACCCUGAGUGCCUGGUGCAAAACUCCACCAUGUACAAUGCAACCUGCACUGGACCUGGCCCUGACAAUUGCAUGAAGUGUGCCCAUUUCAUAGAUGGCCCUCACUGUGUGAAAUCAUGCCCAGCAGGGGUUUUGGGUGAGAAUGACACCCUCGUCUGGAAAUAUGCUGAUGGGAAUAAUGUUUGCCAGCUCUGCCAUCCAAACUGCACCCGGGGGUGCAAAGGACCAGGUCUUGAAGGCUGUCCAAAUGGCUCCAAGAUCCCCUCUAUCGCCGCUGGUGUUGUCGGAGGGCUCCUGUGCCUGGUGGUGGUGGGCCUGGGCAUCGGCCUGUACCUGCGGAGACGCCACAUCGUCAGGAAGCGCACCCUGCGCCGGCUGCUGCAGGAGAGGGAGCUUGUUGAACCACUGACACCCAGUGGGGAGGCACCAAACCAGGCUCAUCUGAGAAUUCUAAAGGAAACAGAAUUUAAAAAGGUCAAAGUUUUAGGCUCUGGAGCUUUUGGCACUGUUUAUAAGGGACUAUGGAUCCCAGAAGGAGAGAAGGUUAAAAUUCCUGUUGCUAUUAAAGAGUUGAGAGAGGCUACAUCACCAAAAGCCAACAAGGAAAUACUUGAUGAAGCUUAUGUGAUGGCUAGUGUUGACAAUCCUCAUGUGUGCCGCUUGUUGGGCAUCUGCCUCACUUCAACUGUUCAGCUCAUCACACAGCUGAUGCCUUACGGCUGCCUCCUGGAUUACAUCCGAGAGCACAAGGACAACAUCGGCUCUCAGUACCUCCUCAACUGGUGUGUGCAGAUUGCAAAGGGAAUGAACUAUCUGGAGGAACGGCGCCUGGUGCACCGUGACCUUGCUGCCAGGAACGUCCUUGUUAAGACUCCUCAACAUGUGAAAAUCACGGACUUCGGGCUGGCAAAGCUGCUCGGUGCAGAUGAGAAGGAAUAUCAUGCUGAGGGAGGCAAGGUUCCUAUUAAAUGGAUGGCAUUGGAGUCAAUUUUACACCGAAUUUACACUCAUCAAAGUGAUGUCUGGAGUUAUGGUGUGACAGUUUGGGAGCUGAUGACAUUUGGUUCCAAGCCGUAUGAAGGGAUCCCUGCCAGUGAGAUCUCCUCUGUCCUGGAGAAGGGCGAGCGUUUGCCACAGCCCCCCAUCUGUACCAUCGACGUGUACAUGAUCAUGGUCAAAUGCUGGAUGAUCGAUGCCGACAGCCGUCCCAAGUUUCGUGAGCUGAUAGCUGAAUUCUCAAAAAUGGCCCGUGACCCUCCACGCUAUCUUGUUAUACAGAUCUCUGAAUGGGCCAUUUACAUAAACAUUGGACUUACGCCAGCUUUCUGCUGGUUGGCAAACAAAAUUCUUGAAGGUGAACCUCAGGGUAGCAUGUUGGGUGCCCCAGAGUGGCAGUCCCUGCCUUUGGCUCUUUUCCACUCUGGGAAAUUCUGAGACAUGCCAUGUGCAAAAACCAAGUGGCAGCUGGGUUGAAAUUAAAUGCCAAGUGACACAAAUGUCAGCAUUAAUUUUAUAUCUUCCUUUUCGUUCCUUCUCAUUUUAAUUUUUGUUUUUAUUCUAGAGUAUGUAAACCAACUGGUGCCCAAGAAAGCAUCUGCCUCAGCAGUCCAGAAUCCAAUCUACAACAACUUCUCUCUCACAGCAAACUCAAAGGUCCCCACAGACUCCAGCUACCAGAAUUCACACAGCACAGCUGUGGACAACCCUGAGUAUCUCAACACCAACCAGUCUCCCCUGACCAAGACAGUCUUUGAGAGCUCUCCCUACUGGAUCCAGGCAGGCAACCACCAAAUAAACCUGGACAAUCCUGACUACCAGCAGGACUUCUUACCGAAGGAAACCAAAUCUAAUGGUCUCUUGAAAGUUCCUGCAGCAGAAAACCCAGAGUACUUGAGGGUAGCAGCACCAAAAAGUGAAUACAUUGAAGCCUCAGCAUGACCAUAGAGAAAUUUCUUCUUGCAGCAAGGCAAGCUGAAUAAGUGAACUGUUGACUGCUGCAAGAGUGGACUCUGGCUCAGAGCAAAUGGCAACCACAAUGCAUCAAAAAGCACCUCUACUUUUCAGCAUGGGGCUUUGAAACUGCAAAGCCUGUCUGAUGGUAGUUUGGGUCUUUCCUUGCCCAUUUCCAUGUAAUAACUGAGGCCCAUAGCUUGCACUCAGAUGCAUGUUGGGAUGGAGCAGGAUCUUCCUAGACUGAAGAAAUAUGGAUGCAUUCCUUUCAUUUUCAAAUGGUAGCAUGGUAAAAAGCCACUCUGGGAUGAACUCGAGAACUGUACACAUUGUACAGUCCAAUUUCUUUCUACAUUCUGUAUUUUUAUAAAUGUUUCUAACAGAAGUUUUGGAUCUUUUACAAGAUCAGAUGCUUGUACUGCUCAUCUGCUAAGUGUUGCUCAGAUCACCAGCAGGGAAAAGAAUUAUGUUCCAAACCUCCUGGAACUGAAACUGUUAUUCCAAGCCACUAGAUUUUUACAAAUUGGCUCCAUAUACUGCCUUUUGGCCCAAAGGUGAGAAGUGCAUCUGAGGGACGUAUGGGCAAUUCUGCCCAGGGCAGUAUGGAGUGGAUUGGUCUGGGGAAAACUAGCACAAGCAGCAAAAUGGCACAAUGCAUCACCUGCUGACCACUACUGCUACAAACUGACAAGAGGAACACGCCUCCAAGUCACCUGUACAUGAUUAUAAAGUUGCUCACUAGUCUGUUUUCUGAUGGUCAAACCCAAAACUUUUUUUUGUUCUGAUCCCUUAUGGAGCUGUCAAGUUGUCAAAAUGCCUUUCUUCUUCAACAAAACUGUUAAAGAUGUUGCCGUAACUGAAAAAUGAAGUGUCAUAUAAUGUUUAAUAGACUUCAAUUAAAUGUCAAGGAAAUGCAAAUAGUGGCAAAUUGGAGCACUCACAAGACAGACUGGAAGAACUACAUUAAAUUAAACUUGACUAAGGCAAGAAACACAGGUAGUUCUGGCCGUGCAGCUUUAUUUCCGAUUUUAAAGGGACUCAAAGCAGAAAUAAUUUUCCCUUAUGCAUUUGGCAAAGAAAAGGGGUACUAUCUAAGCAGUACAUUUCACUCAUUUCAAGGCAAAAUACUACCAAUUGUUGUCCCAUGCUGGGGCAGAGGCUGGGGCUGGUUACAUGUCCCUUUGAGGUUACUAUUCUGGCAAUGCAGGAGGAGCAGUGAGAAUGAAUUAAGGAAAGAAGGAAUAAUCUAGAGUGAUGGAAAAUAUUAUCUCCCUCUUCUGAAGCACAGGGUUACCUACUGCUUUUUUGAAAUAAGCAACAUCAUCUUCUGGUUAUUAGUGUGGUAUAGGCAGGCAAGGCAAUGCUAAGAUUUUGGCUUGACAGUAUAAAUCAGUCACAAGCAGGAAAAGCAGCUACUCCUUCCAGUGACCCAUAAAAUUAUUCCAUCACUAACAUUUCUUUUGAAUGUAGGAGGAAUAAAGUGCCUAAAGUGUGAAUUUACUCAGUCCUUUAGAUGCAUCCCACCAGCAGCUUUGCAGCUAUUUUAAUCAAACCACUAGAUCAGAAAGCAAAUUCUCAUUUGGGGACAAAGGCCCUUAACUAGUUGAAUGUUGGCAUCUUGCUUGAGGGUAGCAUAAGCAGCUGACUUGGAGAGGAUCUGUAGUCUAUAUUAAGUAGCAAGAAACAGUCAAAUUUAAGCUGCUGCUGUGUUUAGAAUACAUCAUUAUGUUUUUCAGUUUAGGUAUUGCAUCUAAAGUCCAGGAUCAAGCAGCAAAUCCUUAGAGCACUGUUUUUACAGAUUUACUGAGGAAAGGAAACCUUCAGUCAUGUGAAAUGAGCCCUUUUUUAAGUAACAUGCAUUAGCAGUUAUGUGUACAGCUCAUGGGUCCCACUACAGUACAGUGUGAAGUGGCAUGUUGGGUCAGAAUCCAGAGAUUGUCCUGUUUGGUAGAUGUGUCUCACCAUGACCAAGUCCCAGACACGGCAGUGUGGAAGAUGCAAUGUUUGACUUGGAUUAUCAGUGGCUUUUAUUUAAAACAGUAACCAAAAUUCAGUUCCCAUGUCCAAUUAGCAGCAGAUUUCUCCUUGCAUUCCUGGGAGCAGAUAUGUUGUGUUGCUCUCACAAGUGUGCAACAUGUGCACACAGGCAGUGCUGCUUUCCCCCACCCACUGCCCUGGCAGAAAUGUACAUAAAACUAAAAAAGGAUCUUAACAGAAUUCACAGAUAAUUUUUCGUUUGCUGAAGAAGUUAUGCCUCCAAUCAGAACACUAGAAAAUCACAUAGUGCGUAUUCUCCCACAGAAUCUUUCAAACACUACUGCACAAAGGAAUUUACUGAUUUUAAUCUGUUUAAUCUGUUAGCUAAAACAAGAAAGCCACUGAGAAAUAGCAUUAUGUAUCACCAGCAUUAUGUAGCAUGAAUAGAGGUUAAUGCUUGCCCUUUUAAAACAAUUCAAGAGGGACUCAGUAGCAACCCAUUGCUAGAAACAAGGAGAUUCAUCUAAAAAUUAAGCAAUCUAAGUUUGAAAGAACAUCUCUCUUUGAAUGUGACAUUUUUGAUGAAAAAAGUAGGAAAGAGGAUGUAGGACCAGAAACUCUUGAUACAAAUGUAGAUUCCAGAUUGGCGGGAUCAACCAUAUAUUGUGAAGUAUUUCUGGUACAUGGCAUCUUGUAAGCCAUGAUUUGUAAGUUGGCAGUAAUGAUUCAAAAGCCAGCAAAAAAUAAAAACUUGGUAGUGCCUGCAGGGGCAGAUACAGUGGCACUGGGAGCAGAUGGGACUGUGCAGCAAAUGGCUGUGGCUGGAAGCACAGGUGCUAUGCAGGGUGAUGCUCACAGGUAACAGAUAAUAGCAAUAUACCGAAUCAUUUCCAGCGUGAUUUAAAAAAACAAAAACAACAAACAAAACACAAGCAACAGAAAUGCCCUGGUUUUCCCAUUGCAGUUCACUGAACAUUAAACAGCAAGGAGACCCCAGCAGAUUGUGUGUGCUCAUACAGGAGACCAUGGUUAAGCAGCAUAAAUCAACAUCCAGAAAUAACUUGAAAGGUCAGCUGGAGGUGUGGGUAGAAAAGGCUGAUUUUAAAGACACAGCUAAAUAGGGAAAUAUAGCAUUCCAAAGCCUCUUCUGAAAGCCAACAGUCUUGCCACUUGAGAAAGAUAAAAUUUCCCUUUUUACUGUAUUUCUCAUGGAAGACCAAAUAGAACACUCACAAGUUAGUCCUUAGCAUUAUCAUAAAGCUGUAGUUAUUACAGAACUCCUUUUGCAAUAAUUUACUACUUUUAAUAACUUCUAAGUGUAUGAAAAUGUAAUUUAAGAGUCUUCAUCUUACUUUGAUCUUUUCCAGUGACUGUGUGCAGUGUCAGCGCACUUUAUUUCAUCAUGGGCCUUGGGUUGUUUUCUUCUGCUGCAAAGGGAGUUGAUCUGGGAAAUUUUCUUCCUCUUGCAAUUGAUUUUGUUGAGUAAAUUCUUCCAGAGGCCAGGGGCUUGCUAUUGUUCCCAGCUGACUGUGAACACUGAAGUAAGCUUUUUUAGAGAGCAGUUGGAAACAGAUGGUGGUUUCUGGAAUGCCUCAGGGUGAUGCCCCAUCCCACCAACUUCACCAUGACUUGAAGCCUGCCCUAGCAUUAGGGAAUGUGGUCCUGAAGUUUGUUUGAGAGGAAGGGACUUGUAUAGGGAGAGUAAUGCCAGGGAAGGGCUGCAGCUGACCAGUCCAUACCUGAGACAGCUGCUGAGUUUGCACAGGGACAUCACUGAGGCCAUUGACUGUUCCUGCAGGUACACUGCUCCUGUCCUGAACCCAGCUUGAUGUGAAGUGGGUUGCAGAGAUUGCUUGUGUGAAAACUAAUAUAUGUGGCAUUUGUACUACAGGGGGUAUCUCUUCUCUUCCCUGGGGGCGUAGUUAGGGUUACAACAAUGUCACAGGACCCCAAACAGCUUGAAGAAAUCCCAUCACAAGGUGCCUGGGGUGUUCUUGGUCUGUCUGUGGAUGCUCCAGUGUGUCAAAAACAAACUUUGCAUUUCCAGACAAGGGCUCAUUUUUCACAUUCAGGGUUCAACAUUUUCUGUUAGUAUGACUACUGCCUGUCAAAUGGGCAGUUAUGGUACUCUGGCCAUUGUUUCCCCCAAAGUUUCUCUAUGAGAAAACACUUGAAUCAGGACAAAGUAUGAAAAUUUAACUGUGUCCUCCUUCUUGGUGGAAACUGUAUACUCAUGAAAUGUCAGACUCUUUGUACAACACUUAGCAAUAGUGCUUUGUAAUGUUUUAUCACCACUGGUUCAAAUUUUUAUAUUGGGAUCUCAUUUUCUAGCUUUCUUCUUAAAAAUGUUCCUUCUUUGUUCUGACAUACAACUUUCAAGAAGCCUUUUUGAAUAAUAAAAAAAAAAAAAAGAAAAAAAAAGAAAAAAAUGUUUAUGCAAAAGAAAAACUUGACACCUUCAAGUAGCUUGUCAAAUGGGCUGCAUUAGGACCAAAGAUGUAACGUCUUGUUUUCUUGCUUUAAAGGAAUAAGGUAUUGAUCACCACUUCCACAGCCUUUUUUUAUAGAGAAAAGCUACAGAGCUCCACCCUUCAUUGGGGCAGGGUCAGACCUCCACUGAGCAAAGAGAGUUUGGCAGGAGGGUGAGGGCUGUCCAUAGAAAACCAAACUGAAUAUCAGGACCAUGUAUCACUUCAGGGCCAAACCUACAACCUCUACUCUGUAUUGCACUUAAUGCAAUAUCUAAACAGAGAUAUAGUCAAGAAAAAAAGAAGCAAAAGAAGCCAAGAAAAAAGAAGCAAAUGAUAUUUUGGCUCAGUAUCUGGAAAAAAUACGAUGAUGUGAAGAUGAGGCAUGAUAAAAUAACUUCUUUGUGUGAGGAAAUGUGUAGGCAGGCAGUGAGACUUUAAAACAGUAACACUUUUGGUUAUGUAUUACUUUAAUUAUGUAGGGGAGUUGAAAUCACAGAGCUUCCAUGAUAUGCUUUGCUUUCUGCCAUGUUUCCUGCCUGCUUUUGAUGUGUGGUGUUAGGCAGAGCACCACCCUAUCACCACGGCUUGUGUGGACUGAGAAUUGUGGGUUCGUGCAGUCCUUUUUAUGCAGGGAGAGAAAAGUGCAGCCAUAGUUGGCUGUACUACAGUUAGUGGUCAAGCUAAGCACUCAACAGCAUCCAAAAAUGUGUUUCCCAAGGGAAAAAAAGUGGUAACUGAAGACCUACCUGGCAAAAGACACAGGACUUGUUGCACUGAUGAAAUCAGCAGUCAAAAUGCUGAACACCUUCAGCCAAGAUUUGGGGCUGGUGUUCCAUCAACUUUGCUGUCAUCUAACAUGGUGCAGAGGGGUUGUCUGGAUGCAGCAGCACAGGUCCUAUGGUCUCUUUCUAUCUCUCACUUUGAAGUAAUGGAUUUUUCUGAUUAAUAAGGUGAAAACCAGAAACCAAAAGAAAGAAAACCAGAAAUCAAAAAUGCCUCUAACAACUGGACUGGUAGAAGGUGUUGUUCCUACAUAGCCAAUACAGUACAUAAUUUCCAGUCAGGCUGGAAUUUAUCCAAAUUCUUCUCCUUACCUCCCAUAAGCUAGCUGGAGAGUGUGCAUUUGCAACCACCAUCAAUGUUAUCCUCAUAUUUUAUUAAAGGGAAUAAUAAAAGUAGUUGUAUACAAUGGUAGGAGGCUUGGCUCAUAUACCUACAUUCCCUUUUUAAUCCUACAUUCCUAAUAGUGUUCUCCUUGAAAUUAAUGGGAUGUUUAAAAUGAUUACAGUGAGAGUAUAAAACAAGGCUAGUGUUGAGUGAUUUUUGAAAAUCCCUCACAAUAAUCAGAGAUCCUAUGGAUCCAUUGCCCAUUUUAGGCUGCUUUGUAUUGAUGCAAUCAACCGAAUAUAAGGUAUGAUGACUUGGUUUUAAUAAACUGUCAAGCAAUAUAUCCACAGAUACAGAUGGUACCUUCAGAGCAUUGUAAAGUUACUCAACUAUGAAAGCACUAUUUGUAAAAUAAGAAACUCUUGACUUUUAUAUGGUUUAAUGGUUUAUACUGUUGAUCAAAGAUUGUUUGUAUAUGAGCGAUGAAAAAAUGAGGUGUAUAUUAUUCUUUUUAAUUGUUUUUAAUUUUUGGAGGACUUUUAUUGUAAUAUACUGUUGUAUUGGGGGGGAACAAAAAGCAGUGGCUAGCUUGUAGCUUGUAGCCAGAGGAGAACUCACAGUAAGGGUUCUUUAUUGAUGGACUUAUAUUUUUUUUUUUUUUUCUGGUAAAAUUUGUCACCUUGGGGAUUUAUCCAGAGCUUAGUGAAGCUAGUAACAGCACUCUUUCCUCUCUUCAACAGCACUCUUUUCUCUGCAUGCACAGUGCUGGAGUUUCAUAAUGUGAGCAAUAAUACAGGCAACCCUUGUGACCAAUGGAAGUGCAAUAUGAAAGCCCAGGUGCUGCUUAUCAGGGCCUAAAAAAUGCUGCUCUUUUAUGUGUCAGGUUCCCACUUCACUUCCAUGACAAGAGCAGAAGCAGAGUGAAAGCAAUCCCUCAAAAGCUGAUCUGUGUGGCAUAUGAAGCCAUAGUGUUGGCCAUUUCCAAAGUACAUAGCUAAGGCAAAAUAAAGUCUCAACCAGAGUCACACUGAUGACUUGAAUUGUUGUACUAUACUAGGCAGGAAGAGAAAUUCUGUUAGCAAAGGCAGCCAAAUGAAGCCCCAGUGUACCCUGAGUAUGGGUGUUUAAUAUCCCACUGGUGGAACAUGUGACUUACAAAGAUUAAAGUAAUUGCAGGGUCUUCAGCACAACAGAGCAAAAUACACUGCAUUGGCAAGACAGCAAAGAGGAGAGGAGCUGGAAUUGUCAGUAUGCAUUCAGCCUGGAUAGGUCCCUGGUAUCACAAUUAGUAAGUGAAAUAAUUUUUGUCUUUAUAGAUUAAUUUUGUACACAGGGAAAAAAAAAAAAAAAGCCACAAUAGCACCUUUCUCCUUUUCCUCUUUCCAUCCAGACCCUUCCAGUACAUAGGCUGCAUGUUUUACCAGCUCAACCUAUUUUAUGCAGAAAUUAUGUAGUCUUAAUCUUCAUAUUACUGGUUCUCAGAAAUGUCUAAUGCGUAUUAAUGCAUGAUAUUUUUAUUUUAAUAAAAGUAAUU
Molecule: messenger RNA, 11059 nt
Organism: Onychostruthus taczanowskii (white-rumped snowfinch)
Lineage: Eukaryota; Metazoa; Chordata; Aves; Passeriformes; Passeridae
Gene: EGFR
Product: epidermal growth factor receptor
Exons: 25
Biological process (GO): cell differentiation; positive regulation of epithelial cell proliferation; cell surface receptor protein tyrosine kinase signaling pathway
Cellular component (GO): signaling receptor complex; basal plasma membrane
Molecular function (GO): epidermal growth factor binding; ATP binding; epidermal growth factor receptor activity
Source: RefSeq, a predicted model, not a curated record